AUGAAGUCUCUCCCAGUCCUAUGGACUUCCAUCUGGGCACUUUGCCAGUUAAUCCAGCCAAUCGUCUUGGUCAACGGUCCCACUCACAGCCUGAAAAGGAAUUUCGAGGAUGUUGGCGAGCCGCUUGAGAUGGCGGCAGAGAAUGAAAGAGUAUUUCAUGAAUGCGAACGAUUGAAGUUGGGCUCCGAUGAACAACCUGGCUACAGAUCUGAACCUCAUGCAAGCGCUUCUGAUGAUCAAAAGUUCAAUGAUUUUCCGUAUGGCAAACCUCCCACCGCACCAGGUGGAGUUGAAAAUGGGCACAAUGCACCCAUUGGACUGCCAGCAGUCACCACCCCAACACCUCACAUAGCAAGCUACAUGUUUGAAAUUCCAGCAGACUAUCCCUAUGUAGGCCUUGGUCCUAUUCCUGAUUCGUUCAAUGUCGACAAAAUUCCAUUCUUUGCGCCAAAAUAUGUAGACUUCGGCAAUCUUUCUCGCCUCACUGAAUGGUUACCAGAGUUUCAAAAGACCAAGGCAAAAGCGAAUUCCAAUUCUGAGGAACAGCUUAAGUACCUUCCUGUGGUUAUGCUACCUUUUGUUGGCAGAUCAGUUGGCCACGACCCGGUGAAUAGCCUUCGUGUAGUAAAUCAGGAAAAUUUUUACGAAAGCGACAGAAAGAUUAGACAUUUGGUUGAAACUUUGCGAAAUUGGCUUUUUUCACAUCAUUAUCGUUUGUCAAAACGGUUGGGUAUAUCAGACUAUGCACGAGUACAAGACCGAAACUCUAUGCAUGAGUGGUUCAGACAAGGCCUUUUCAAACCAUUACAUAGUCUUCCAGCCACCGGAAAUGUGGACCGUGCUGCCCGUAAAAAAGGCCUCGGAUUAUUCCAACGAUGGGUGAUAUGGUACCUUUACUCUGAGGAUCUGGAACGAACCGCAUCUAUCACCGCAGCUGCACUGAAUGGACUGUGGCGGAAGGAUGUCGCUCAAUACCAAUGGCAAAUGAUCAUGGAGGAGAAUGAUUGUUUUUGGACCUUUGUCUCAACUCAUGUACCGGAGCUUGACCAGGAGGGGAAAGGAGUCAUAUUUCCACCAUUCAAGCCAAAGAAGCAUGCAAACCAGUUGCCUCAUCUUGGAAUGAUGGACAUGAAAGAUCUUCCCCUUCGCGAUGCGUUGCAAUUCACCAAUUUGAUCAUCAAGUCUCCAGCCCCACAAGAAGAAAUAUUAAAUAUUGAGAAGGCUAUAGUCAAUAAAAUCAAAAACAUUUAUGGCGCAGUGGAAGAAGUGAACAAAGAAGGCAGCACACCUUCAAUCCCCCCAACAAGAUUUUUUGAAAUGCGCGCCAUCUUGGAGCCUGCAGUAGAAAGUGGCACCAAUAAACUAGGGUUUACAAUAAGGCUCAUUGAUGAAAAAGCUGAAAAGAUCCCCUUAGAGACAAGUGAAGAAAGGUUGAAAGAAAUGCUAGAAUCUCUCAGAUGGUGGCAUGAAAAUUUGCAGUUGGGAUUAAAACAAUCAGGAAUUCCAUUAAUUCCAAACUCUCACCAACUUUUCCUAGAGUGGCUAGAAACCAUUUUAUAUGGGGAAGAUAAUAGUUUACCUGUGUUUGGCUUCAUUGAUCUGAACAAUGGAAUGAUAAUAUCUCAGGGUCCACCAGCAUUUGGCAUCAUACAAAGAUUUGUGAUACAUCGUUUGGCUACUGAUCCAUCAGUCAAGAUCAUUUUGGAAGAUGGCCCGAGCGCGGCUGGGGUUCUAACAUCAUCUGCAACUGAUGAAAUGGCUGUUUUAUCUCAUUGGUAUCGUUUACAAUUUGGAAAAUUUUGGCGUGCUCAUCUCCAGGACAAGGUCAAACUCAUGGAGAUUUAUAAUAAGGGUUUAGCCAGUAGAAAUUUCAAGUUCCACUCAUCAGUCUGAUCUUCUUCUUCAAAACUUACAAAUACUCAAAGGUCUUAGACUCUUACAUCCACAUUGUGAAAUCCCAAAGAUAGAACCAUCAAUUUUGGAGAUUGAAUUGCUCUUUAUCAACAACAUCCUACCCCUGAAAUGUCAUUGCAAUCAAUUU
Molecule: messenger RNA, 2041 nt
Organism: Puccinia graminis f. sp. tritici CRL 75-36-700-3
Lineage: Eukaryota; Fungi; Basidiomycota; Pucciniomycetes; Pucciniales; Pucciniaceae
Exons: 2
Coding region: 1-1893 (630 amino acids)
Source: RefSeq, a predicted model, not a curated record